AUGGCCGCCUUCCCCGAAUUUGAGGUUGCGAACUAGAAUAUUUUGCUGAUAAAAACAAGAAUUAUAUUGAAAUUUCUUAAUUUAAAUGCAAUAUCAAAUAAUUAAACAAUAGUUUGUUUAUUCAAAGUGUGUUUUAUACCAACAAAUUGACUGUGAAUUGUGUUAUAUGAGUUUUAAUUGUGAAAUGUACAAUGUUGACAGAUAAGUGAAAAUUAUUGAAGAUGAAAAGGGAUUUUCGCAUAAAACUCUUUGUUGUUUCCUCUGUAUAACAAGACGGUUAUAACUCACUAUUAUUAACAAACAAAAUUGACGUUAUAAGUGUAAAUAUGUGAGUUUAUAUGUGUAGGAAACGAGAACACCAUUUAUAUUGAAGUGUAAGAUGGAUAUCUCGCUUCUCAUAUCACUUUCGAUAUCCAGAAGGUGGGUCAAAGUGAGAUUGGACAUCAUAUUAGAAUAUUAUCAUAGAGAACUAUCGAGCUCAUGAAAGCGAACAUGGAUAAGAAUAUAAAGAAGAAGAACCACUCUAAUGGGAAAUACAAGAAGAAUGGUAAAGAAGGCUACAGGAUUGACGAUGACGUCAUCACGACUUGUUGCCUCUGCGUCAAAACUAAGAAGAGUAAAAAGAAGAGUUUUAUCGCCGGCUGUGUGACCAAUCUUGGUAUCUUCACUCUGCUCCUGGCUUACACACUGGUUGGGGCUUUCAUCUUCCUAGCUAUUGAGGGUGGAGCGGCCAAGAUACACCAGAAAACUCUCGCUACCACUUCAUACCAGGCUUCUGAAGGCCAAAAAACAGUUCCUCUGUCAAAACUAAAUGGGACUAUAAGUCAGGCUAGUGCAGAACUCAGGUCUCAGACGGUUGAAAGCAUUUGGGAGAUCACAGUGUCUUUGAACAUUUUGUAUAAGGAGAACUGGACUAGGUUGGCAGCUCAGGAGAUUGCCAGAUUUCAAGAGAAGUUGGUGGCAAGGGUAGCAGCUGAUGUUUCCGCGCAAUAUGGCGGUGCGAGGGCCUUGGAGUCAGCUCCUGCGUUGGUCGUCGAUGACUACGAGUGGAAUUUUGCGAAAGCAUUCCUGUAUUCUCUGACUGUGCUCACGACUAUUGGUUACGGCAGCGUUGCACCAAGGACAGCACUAGGAAAGGCGGUCACCAUAGGAUACGCAGUCAUAGGUAUACCUCUGACACUUUUAUACCUCUCUGUAGUAGGAGCCUUGCUAUCACGACUAGCCAGAAGCGUGUUCAGUAGAGCACUAUGCUGCUGCCUCUGCACAAAAUGUGGAUACUGUUGCCUCGACGAGAGAACAAUGACCAGCAAAGAGAGAAAGGAGAAAGUCAGAAGACAGGAUGACUUCAGACAUCAGACCUUACAUCUUCAAGAACCUUACUACGUCAGGUCUCCAUCAGGGACCAUAAUUUCCGCAUCACAAGCACACAGCGUCAGCACAAACUCAAUCAAGGAUAAAACACAAGGACUCAGCUUUCUAAGAGACUGUGACUCCAUGAGCUGCACUGAUACAGACUCCAAAGUAUCCCUUCGAGGAUUUUCAAUCUUAGCUCCUAUUGCGUUAUGUUUAGCGGCGAUUUUUACUUACAUCUUCUUUGGAGCUCUCGUUCUUUAUCAGUUAGAAGGCUGGAGUCCUAUUGACGGAGUUUAUUUCUGCUUUAUGAGUCUCAGCACAAUUGGUUUUGGACACUUAGCUCCUGGUGCGACACAGAAGAACGGUGCAUCAUCAGGUACCGUGUGGUUUUGCUCAAUUUACAUCAUGACCGGUUUAGCACUCACUGCCAUGUGUUUUAAUGUUCUACACGACGAGAUUGUCCAUCGGUUGAGGCAUCACGAGAAGGUUUUGAAAGCGAACAAUCAGAAGGUCUUAACAUCAGAGUUUCUUCAUAGAUCUUGACGAGACGAAAGCGGGAACUUGACUGAUGAUACAGUGAUGCAUUCGGAUGGAGAGUCACUGCCUGAGGUCCUACACCAUGUCUCGAAUGCUCGGUUGGAAGGUGGAGCGAUAAGACGAACUGUGUAUACCUUAAAAGAAGUGAAAGAGCCAGAGAGAGUGACUCCUAUGUAAGUGGACACCAGAUUACGUUCCCGAUUUUAUAGCACAUAAUAAUUUUGAGGCCAUUGUAGUUUUCAAGGAUUUGAUACAGUCUUAACCAAGAGUUAAGUAAAGAAAUGACUGAACUUAUGUGUUAAUUAUUUUUAUUAGUUUAGUAUUUGAGAUUAGGGAUUAAAUAGGACAGUGUAACUUGUGUUUUAUAAUAAUUGUAAUAAGAGUAAUUAUUGAAGUGUAAAACUAGAUAAGGUUAUAAGAUUAAAAGUUUUUUGUACGUAGAUUACUAUACGUUAGGAAGUUUGAGUGAUUUAUUAAAUUGUUGUAUGGAUAGAAAUACGGUCGUAUGCCAAAAUAUACUUUACUAUAUGUAUGUUAAUGAUAGUUUAUAUCUAAUGCGUAUCAUAUAAAACUAAAUUAUAUGAGGCAGUUGUGAAACGACUGUUCAACUGUUUGUCAAGGCUGCCUUGAGGUGAGCUGUUGUUUUAGUUUUUAAUCUUUCCCUCAACCUGGUUGGGUAGGCACUUAGUGUGGACUAAAUUCAAAAUAAUGUCUAAAUUUAAAACUGUCAAAUACUUUCUUUAAAUUUUACGGUUUAACUUUUGUGAGACAUAAGUACUAAAUUAAUUGUUAUGUUAUCGGCUUACUCACGUAACUGUUAGAAAAGGAACUAUACCUAAUUAUUUAAAUUGUUCCUGAAUUGUUGUGUAUUUAUUAAUUGACCAAUGCAUAUAUUUUUCUUACAGAUGUUGAAUAUUUUCGCACAAAUCGCUCUCACAGUAAGCGACGAUUAGUCAUUAGGUAAACCCUCUAUUAAAGUCACCCCAUAUUCUGAGAAGCGUUUUUUAAAGGAGAUAAUCAUCCAAUGGCUUCUCCCGCUUUGGACGAAUCAACAGAGAAAGUGUCAGACUCUUACUGACUAAAAACCACCCUUUUCCUACUUCUGCCCUUCGAGCCGGAACCCGGUAAAAUUCUGAAAAGCUUAACGCCAAAUAUUGGACAUACUUACAAAUACUCAAUUAAAAUAGUAGUAUCUAAAUAUGCAUAAGUUCAAAUUGAGGCAGUCUAUUAAUUAACAGUGGUAUAUAAAUAAAACUAUUCUCAAAUUGAGUAUUUAAGUAACGUUAUUGAUUUCCAAAAAUCCCUAUUUUUAUUAUGAUUAAGAAAUUUUGGUACCUACCUACGUAUAGUUUUUAAAAACCCUUGCCACGAAUUAAAAUUAGGAAUCUAUUAUUACUAAAAGUGUGAAGUUAUUGAUAAACAAUAAAUUAUUGUAUUAUGAUUCCUUUAUAUAUUUAUUUGUAUGUAAAAUUGUAUGAAAUGUAAAAAUAAACACAUUGGAAAUAGAAAAAUAAAGACUUUAAAAUUUGA
This is a messenger RNA of Spodoptera frugiperda (fall armyworm), 3420 nucleotides long. Its product is annotated as potassium channel subfamily K member 18-like. Gene Ontology annotation, biological process: potassium ion transmembrane transport; stabilization of membrane potential. Gene Ontology annotation, cellular component: membrane. The record is from RefSeq and is a predicted model, not a curated record. The transcript has 3 exons. Gene Ontology annotation, molecular function: potassium ion leak channel activity. Bases 481 to 1896 code for a protein of 471 amino acids. NCBI's taxonomy places the organism in Eukaryota, Metazoa, Arthropoda, Insecta, Lepidoptera, Noctuidae.